Equus quagga is the source of this 984-nucleotide messenger RNA. It is a transcript of the gene KLF14, whose product is annotated as KLF transcription factor 14. Lineage: Eukaryota; Metazoa; Chordata; Mammalia; Perissodactyla; Equidae. The transcript has a single exon. The record is from RefSeq and is a predicted model, not a curated record. The coding region runs from base 1 to 984 and encodes 327 amino acids. Gene Ontology annotation, molecular function: DNA-binding transcription factor activity, RNA polymerase II-specific; RNA polymerase II cis-regulatory region sequence-specific DNA binding. Gene Ontology annotation, biological process: regulation of transcription by RNA polymerase II.
AUGUCGGCCGCGGUGGCGUGCCUGGACUACUUCGCCGCCGAGUGCCUGGUGUCCAUGUCCGCGGGCGCCGUGGUUCACCGCCGCCCGCCGGACCCCGAGGGCGCGGGCGGAGCCGCAGGCUCGGAGGUGGGUGCGGCGCCGCCGGAGUCCGCUCUGCCGGGUCCGGGGCCACAGGGGCCCGCGUCGGUCCCCCCGCUCCCCCAGGUCGCCGCCCCCAGCCCCGGCGCGGGCGGCGCCGCGCCCCACCUGCUGGCUGCAAGCGUCUUGGCUGACUUGCGCGGCGGCUCCGGGGAGGGCUUCGGGGAGACCUCGGGGGAAGCUCUGCGCGCCUCGGCCGGACCCUCCGACCCGACCCGGUGCUCUGGCCCGACCCUGGGCUCAGAGCCGGGCCCGGCCUCCAGCGCGGCCGAGGUCUCCGGGCCCGCGCACUCCUCCGGCGCGCCCGCGGUCCCCCGCGCGCCUGCCGGCCCCGGAGCGCCUGCCGACCCUGGUGCGGGCUCUGGCGGGGCCCCUGGCGUGGCCCCCGCCCCCGCCACGGGUCCGGUCCCCCGUCGGAGGCCUGUCACGCCUGCUGCCAAGCGCCACCGCUGCCCCUUUCCCGGCUGCAACAAAGCCUAUUACAAGUCGUCGCAUCUGAAGUCCCACCAGCGCACCCACACGGGUGAGCGCCCGUUCUCCUGCGACUGGCUCGACUGCGACAAGAAGUUUACGCGCUCCGACGAGCUGGCCCGCCACUACAGGACGCACACGGGCGAGAAGCGCUUCUCCUGCCCCCUCUGCCCCAAGCAGUUCUCCAGGAGCGACCACCUGACCAAGCAUGCUCGCCGCCACCCAGCCUAUCAUCCCGACAUGAUCGAGUACCGGGGGCGCCGUCGCACUCCCCGCGUCGACUCGCAACCUGCCAGCCUGGUGGACAGCUCCGGCUCCGUCCCCGGCCAGGCACCCAGCGGCACCACCAGCGUGUCUGAGAGUCAUUGCUGUUAG